AUGCCAAUUUUCCUUAUAUUUAUGAAGUACCAGAUCAUCCGCUCAUCCUACACUGGCAUAAUUGUUCAGCCACUGCCACCUGCCCCUCUCACCCCACAACCACCUGCUUGCCCUCCUCACCCUCUGCCUCUCGCCCCUACCAACAGCCUUCAAGAACGCCAAAUGAUGCCAAACAUGGAGGUUCAGCAUUCACCGCCUGCCUCUUGCCUUCUGCCACCACCACCCCCUCCUCUCACCCCUCUGACACCAUCUGGAGGAGUCCAGAUGAAGGCAGUUGUGAAAGAGGAAGGGGCCCAGCGAAUUUCGCAAGUCCCACACCCCCAGGUGCCAUCCCAUUGGUGCACAAAUGGCCCCAAACUGCAACACUCGGGGUUGUUCGGGCUUGUUCUCACCCUGCCACCCACCUGGUUCACCCCACCAUCACCCCCUCGCCCUCCUCACCCUCUGCUGCUGCGUCUUGCCAUCCGACACCCCCAGGGGCUGUCCAACAACGCCCCUGGUGCACAAACGAUUCACCCCACCACCACCCCCUUGCCCUCCACUGCCCCUUCUCACCAUCCAACACCCCCAGGGGCCAUCCAACAACACCCCUGGUGCAUGAAUGACCCUGAACAGCACCUUUCGGGGUUGUUCGCGUUCAUUCUCGCCCUGCUGCCUGCCUGGUUCAUCCCACCACCACAUGCUCGCCCUCCUUGCCCUCCACCGCCCCUUCUUGCCCAUCCAACACCCCAGGGGCCGUCCAAUGAUGCCCCCAGUGCACGAACGAGCCUGGCAUUCACAGUUGUUCUGUGCCCCACCUGCCCCUUCUCGCCCUUCCCCCCUCCCUCUUGA
Molecule: messenger RNA, 831 nt
Organism: Cyclocybe aegerita
Lineage: Eukaryota; Fungi; Basidiomycota; Agaricomycetes; Agaricales; Hemipholiotaceae
Source: the annotation of a GenBank genome assembly